AUGGUCGGAGCUAUCACCGCGGAGCCGAUACACUUGCAAUACUACGUAGAUCUGGCGCCCUCAGGUCGGGCAUCUUGCAAGAAAUGUGGCAACCUAAUCUCUUUAUAUAGCGCGAGGUUUUGCCGCAAAGUUCGAUCUCCAUGGCACGAUGGAUUUGAUAUUCAGUACAACCAUUUGUGCUGCGGAAUCAAAUGGGCCAGGAAACUGGACGAAAUCCAUAUGCUAGGGAUGUUACCAUGGCGAGAUUUGCAAAAGGCGGCAGAUCAAUGGGAAUAUGAUUUGUUAGUCAAUCGAGAGGAAUUGAAAAAGUACAAGCUUUUAGUCAAUGGCAUCGGAGUGCUGAGACAAACUAUUUUGGACAGCAAGAUGAAUGUUCAGGCCAUGGUCAGUAUACUUUCGUUUAAUGGAUUCUCUGCAGAGAUAUUUACCCAUCAUCACGGCGCAAUUUCGAUUGUCCCACACGUGUUUGCUGAUUGUUUACUACGCGGAUUGCCUCCAACCUGUCCCUUAUGUCAACAAAUGACCUUGUUUCCGGCCGCAUACUCUUAUUACUGCAUUGGUUACAUUGCGCCUACUACCAAAUGUGAUUACUGGCACUCCGCAAACCCGUGUUUACCCAAUCCUGUUUCCGAGCAGAUUGCACCCCUUGACGGGCGAAGCAAGUUCAUGAUGGUACCGCCUCACAUGGCAACUUUACCAAUCUGGAAAAAAUUAGGUGCUAUUUUGAAAACAAUCAGCGCUAAUGCGGAAACUGCUGGGCUGCAAUUCAAUGGAGAGCUAAAGUCCAAGGUUUUGGCUGGUACCCGCAAACAGACGUCAUCAAUAGAUCUCGACAAGUUGCCUCGAACGGCGUUGCUCACGGGGAUGUUAUUCAGCACGCUGGGAACCUUACGGCAUAUUGACAAAGAUAGUUUUGCUGGCGCUGUAGGAAGAUAUGGUGGCAAGUGGGUGAAUGACCCUAAUCAAUUGGGAAAUCCUCCUAUUGGCUGGAGGUCGUUUUGUCUGGUUGAUGGGGUUUCUUGGUCACAGAUACGGCAGAAUGCAAAAUCGCAAUCUGUGUUACAGACGGGUGCUAUCAUUGUACGGGAGGAAUACGCGGUGGCACUUUUAGCUAAGGGUGAGGAAAUAUCUAUUGACACGGAGUCCGGAGACGCGACGGUUUCCUCCAAGACAUGGCCCGCUGGACGUAACUUGCGGUUAGCUAAACAGAUGAAGUUGUUUCGAUUGGAUGGUGUUCGUUCGUUCGACGCCCCGAUUCCGGCAAUUGAAGACGCUAACAAUGCUGGCGGUGGCGGUGGGAAGCAGCCUCGUAUACAGCGGCAUUCUCCGUUGAUGCAAAUCGAUGUGGAUUUUCCGCUUCCAGAAGAUGGAUUAGGGAAAUUCAACCUGUCAAUUUAUGUUGACCGCAACAACAAUGCUUAUAACACACGCGUGUGCUAUGUUGAUUUAACGCAUAACAAGAACAGCUUUUACGAAUUACAACUGUUGGAAGUGUCUAGAAUACGCAGCGACCUGAAUAGAAAGCGGCGAGGUGGUACAGUAUCUCCCAAGAAGUUGGUUAAAAAACAAAAGACGAACGAAAGCGAAGAAAAUGGCAAACAUACUGCUGUUGACGAGAAUCGAGGCGUUGGACAGCGUAGCGUAAUGGAAUGGGAGGAACUAGUGUAUAACUCCGAAUGGAUUGAUUACGCGUCAAUGGAUCCUGACGAAUAUGACGAGAUGUGUGCAGCGAAGAUUUGUAAAUAUUUUCUUUUCAAGAAGUGGGGUCGCUUAGGCGAAGACGAUCGGACCACAAACAACUCAAUGGCAGAGGAGUAUGGAGCUGACUUAGAGGGAUGUAUAAGUGGGUUCAGAGAGAAAUUCUUCAGUUUGACAGGCCUUGAUUUUAACGAACGGUUCAGUAGGAAAAAGAUCGUAGGCAGAUAUCAAGUCGUGGAUACAAAGGGUUACGAUAGAGAAAACAAGGAUCCUGAGGUCCCGCAUUUCGGGACCGAACAGGAAGGGGAUAUGUCCCGGGACAGCCUUGAUGGCCAAGAUAAGGCAAGUGGCGAAGAUAGCUUGGGUGCAGCCUUCGGCGAAGUUAAGUUGUCUGGAGAGAACAAGGUUGUUGGCAAGGAGUUACUUGCUUUAGUGUACAGCCAGAGCUAUAUUUCUCGUACCAUUUCAGAUUUGAAUUUGGAUGUUACGAGAUUGGAUGCUUUAUCAAGAGACCAAAUUCUUACCGGUUAUGCUUUGUUGACCGAGAUGGAGACGGUCAUUCGGGAGGACACUGGGAGCAAGAGAGUGGAUGAAGGAUUACAAAAGAGAGAGCAGCCGCUCGAGAAGAUGAGAAUGAGCCAGAAACUGAAGGCGUUGAGUAGUUCUUACUAUGCGCACGUACCUCAUGUGGUAACGGGGAAGAGGACCCUGCCGGUGAUUGAUACUCCCUUAAUUUUGAAGCAGGAAUGUACGCGGCUGGAAACGCUACUUCAAACCAUGGAGUCUGCUCACAUCAUCAAGUCUACAUCGCAAACGAAAGACCAGUUGGCUUCGAAUUGGUUUUGUAAAGUCAAAAGUGAGUUGAUGGAUGAUUCGGAUAUAUACAAAUUAUUGAAAUUAUACGUUCUUCGAGGACACGGUUUAACCCAUGAUUCUAUGACCAUAAAAAUACAUAGUAUCUACGAACUAGACGGCGGAGCUACCACCCCUGCCAUCAGUACUCGAGCAAUACUACACCGUAAGUUAUUAUGGCAUGGUACGAGAGUGUCGAACUUAGCAUCCAUUUUCAGCUCCGGGUUCAAAAUUGCACCACCCGAAGCGCCAAAAUCGGGCUACAUGUUUGACAAGGGCGUCUAUUUUACUGAUACCUGCUCCAAAGCUGCACAAUAUUGUCACAGCGAAAUUUACGGUGAUAAGUCAGUUCUAUUUCUGUGCGAAAUUAUUCUAGGAAAUGUACUUGUAGCAUAUGAAGCAAAUGAGAGUAUCAUCAAACAAUAUGACAUCGGCUGUCAACUUGAUGAGAAUGAACGACCAAAACAACAGUACCAAUCUGUGCUAGGCUAUGGACGACUUCAACCAAGCAAAGAGAUUUCUGUGGAUAUGCCACACCCGAUUCUUAUACCGAUUGGCGCCCAAAAAAAGGUCAAUAGGAAACCUUUACCGCAGCUCAUGUAUAACGAGUUCGUUGUCUAUAACACCCAACAGGUCAUACCAAGGUUUGCAGUGCUUGUUAAUAUAAACUUCAAGUCAUUCAGUGACUAA
Molecule: messenger RNA, 3240 nt
Organism: Gregarina niphandrodes
Lineage: Eukaryota; Apicomplexa; Conoidasida; Eugregarinorida; Gregarinidae
Product: poly polymerase
Exons: 1
Coding region: 1-3240 (1079 amino acids)
Molecular function (GO): zinc ion binding; NAD+ poly-ADP-ribosyltransferase activity; DNA binding
Source: RefSeq, a predicted model, not a curated record